GCAACCUAAAAUCUCGAAACACCGGUGUGGUAGGCUAUGUGUGUGUGAGUGGUACGCACUGCAGCUCUCCAGACUCACGGGCACUGUGCUUGGCAGUGAUAUGUUCGGUUUUAAACACGGCAUGUUGUUUGAGUGCUGCUGUGAGCUCGCGGAACCUGCUCUGAUCAUAUAAACUCGAGAGCGGAGAAACAGCGGAUCAACGGAUGGUCGUCGGAGGCAACAAUCACCCGAGCCAAACCAGUGUUCAGUUCUUUUUCAAUGGCUCUAUCCAUUUUUGUGUCCAGCCUGUGCAGUGAGGUGCAUUUGGUUGAUGAAGGCGACUCAUCAUUGUGAUGUAUAAUGGCUCCUGCGCUGAGUGCUAUGUUGGGGUCAGAGGUCGCGGGGGCGGCGGCGCUGGCUAAAGGGGAGAUGGUACUUGUAGGCACGCUCACAGCACUCACGACUUUCCUGCUGCUCUCUGUCCUGCUGCUGCUGUGUGCAAGCUGCCAGGGGAAGAAAAAAGGGGGGCCGCCAGGAGACCAUGAAAACCUGAUGAAUGGGGUGUCAGAAAAAGAAGUAUGCAGCCAGUCAGUAGAGAGCCAUGGUACUGACUUGGCGGUCAGCAGCUCUCAUAACGGGCCUCUCACCAGUGGUACAGUACUAACAGACACAAUGGACACAAGUCCCCAGCCUUCAGAAGACGUGCUCUCCAGCCAGUCAGAAAUCCGUUCCUCUAAGUAUCACCAGGACCGUGAAUUACCCAGCAUUCCACCCACCGAUACCCUCGAAGCAGCCAUCGAUGCUCAAGCUCCCGCAGGAGAAGGCACGUAUGAGGUGGUGAAGGUCAGCGCCUCCCGUGAUGUCAGUGUUGAGGACUGUCUGUACGAGACGGUGAAAGAACUCAAGGACACUGGCCUCCCCAACGGUACACUAAGCCCAGAGGAACCACCUGCACCUCCUCUUAACUGCCACCCAAGCCCCGCUACACCAGACUACACCAUGCUGCCCAAUGGUGCGGAGUAUGCCUCGGUCAACCUCAGCAAGAAGAGCCGCUACAGCGCUGACAUGGAGGCCAGGCACUCAGCCGCCAUUGUGAAUGACGAAGAGCCUGAGGACGAAAAACCACCUCCUGUACCAGACAAGGUACUGGAUGAGAAUGACAACCAGCAGAUUCUGAAUGGACAGUUACACUCCCCGCUGACGACUGCAGCGCCUCUGGACAAUGUGUCUCCGGACAGUGAGUUAUCAGACGUGUACUCCAAGGUAGUGAAGAAUACGAUAAAGGAAACUGAGAAUGACUACAGCAGCAUUGGGGAGAUCAAGGGAAUGGUGGCGGAGUCGACUUCCAGUGAUCUUUACACCACGGGUGGGGAUGAAAACCCAAUGGCUCUCGGCUCCCAGCCUCAAGAGGGGCUUACAGAGAAUGCAGACCCUGGGUACGAGACCAUCAAGACCUCCAAAGCAUCUGAAGAGGCUCAUCAGGGCAAUGGGAUAGUGGAACCUGACUAUGAGAGUGUGGGGGAACUGUGCCUCAAUGUGGAGAUCUCCCGUCUCUGAUUACUCAACUAAGGAACUGUGGAUACUGAGAAAUCACUUCUCCUGAGGCUUAGAAGUGGAAGUUGGGGUGGUAUCAUGAGUAUAAUGCACUUAGCCUUUCCUGGUUGAAUGUUUUUGAGCAUAGCAUUUAUGCCCUCGCAUUGUUUUUGAAUAUUAUAAAUGAAAGGGUUCAUUCAGACCUGUGACCCAGCGCAGGAAAUGAAACACUCUAUUGUCUCUCAGAAAAGGGCGACUAUUCUGUCCUAGCAUUUGUUAUUUUUAAUGUUUUGCUGGGCUCUCGAUGUGUGCAACGAUAGCAGUUGAUCUCCAAUACACACACCCGCUCGAAUCGCUUUCCACGGCUUGUUCUUAUCCUAGUGUAAUCACAAAACGAAAUGCUAACAAAAGUGUCCCACUACUGAUAUCCACUAAUGUACAGCUGUAAUUAUGGUUUAUUAAAAUAAGGAGUCACAUUAGGGCGGAUUAGAACCCAAACCCCUCAUACACAAAGGAAUACUUUUUGCUAGACCAAAGAUUAAACAUUUACAUAUGUAUGAAUAUUAAGCCAGAAUAACCGCAGCAUUGUGAGAACGUAACAGUACAAAUGUGACUGAAAUGUGACUUAAGACGUUUAUAAUGCUAAUGUUAUUUCAGACUACUUAUCAGAAUAGUAAAUGAUCAUCUUUGCAUAUCCUAAUUAAUAUUACAUGAGCUAAGCCUUCACCAUUUUGUGACAUAACAAGCAGAACAUCUGUGUAGCCCCCUUCCCACGUCUCCACCACUUUUCAAAACAAAGUGACACCAAUGACUGUGCUCUUACGAGAAAUAUUUCAUUCAUAAUGUGUACUAGUAGAUUCCAUGCUUUUGCACGCUGCACCUGCUGUGAGCUCCAUUCUGCCUGUUUUCAUGUGAUACUAGUUGAGCAGCUGACAGAGUUGUGUCCUCAUAUAACCCCCAGAAGAGAACCAAUCAGAUCCUGUCUACAGCAGACCUCUCAUCUCAGUCCAUUAAAGAAAUACACUCAUUCUAAUCAUUCGGAACUGCUGGAGCAUUUACUUUCACAAGUAGCAAGCAAGCAAUGUUCACAUAAGGCAAAUCAAAAUAUAAAAGAGGAACAUUUAAAUGGUGCCAUCAUUCUGAGACGUUUAACUUGUUUAUAUUCAAUAUGUCAAAUCACAGGCUCUGGUGAGGAAGUGACCUUUUAGGUACGCAAAGUUAAGCACAAUAAUUUACGAGUGUACUUUAAGGGUAUUAAUGAAAAGUUGGUCAUUAUCUAUCUAUUGCUGGCAUGAGUUCACAUCUUUUUAAUUGUUUAUUAAUUGCCAUUUCUGAUUUAAUUGAGCUAUGUUAUAUCAAUAUGUAUGUGUGAUUUUAUUUUUUUUAAUUGAUGCAGCUGUAUUGGUUGAGUAACAGAUACAGUAUAUAUUUCAGAAAUUUUACAUGUAAUAGGUACGCAACAUUUCAAAAGGCUGAAAAGAGACAUUUAUUCAAGGUACUUCCACACUGCAGCUUUGCCUGGCAGCUUAGUAAAUGUAUUUUAUUAUCAGGUAUGCAUUUAGCUGCUUAUACAUUCAUGUAGCAGUAUAAUCAAAAAGCAUAGCGCAUCCAGACACUGCAUGGGACAACUUCAUGCCAAGAGACAUUUGUAAAUAUUCAUAAGACUAUUUUGAUCUGUUAAAUUGUCAAUAUUUCAUUGUAGUUCUGUAAUAAUUGGCAGCAGCUCUCAAGUGACAGCACGUGGAACUUUUAUAGUUUGUUUGUAUUGAGGAGCUAUGAGUACAUGCUGUUUUCUAGAUGCAUUUUUAAUUGAAGAAAAUGUAAAGGAGGUUUAUUAACAUUUAAAAGGCUAAAGGAAUAUGCAUUGCUUUGUAGUUCUUUAGCACUAUUUAAAAUGUGAGGUUUAAUUGAGGACUGUGGAUGGAGUCUAGAUGUUGUCCGUGUUUGUUUGUAAUGGUACGUUGUGUUGGUACAGGUUUCAUAUU
Carassius auratus (goldfish) is the source of this 3497-nucleotide messenger RNA. Its product is annotated as phosphoprotein associated with glycosphingolipid-enriched microdomains 1-like. Gene Ontology annotation, biological process: intracellular signal transduction; negative regulation of T cell activation. The transcript has 8 exons. Gene Ontology annotation, cellular component: membrane raft; plasma membrane. The coding region runs from base 340 to 1536 and encodes 398 amino acids. NCBI's taxonomy places the organism in Eukaryota, Metazoa, Chordata, Actinopteri, Cypriniformes, Cyprinidae. The record is from RefSeq and is a predicted model, not a curated record.